Messenger RNA from Ilex paraguariensis (yerba mate), 2139 nucleotides. NCBI's taxonomy places the organism in Eukaryota, Viridiplantae, Streptophyta, Magnoliopsida, Aquifoliales, Aquifoliaceae. The record is from the annotation of a GenBank genome assembly.
UCCCUCUCUCUCUCUCCUCCUCUCUCCCUCUCUCUCUCUCUCUCACACUGGAUUGCUAACCAUUUUCUUCUUUCGCUUUCUCUUUCUCUCUCUGAAAACCCUAAUUUCAAAUCACCGCUUUCUCUCUAUCUCUCUGUGUCUCUAAGAUGACAAGAUCAGUGUGAAUGCUAUCAAGGUGAUCGCUUUAUACGUAGAUGUAGAGAAUAAUGGAACCUAAUAUAUGCGAUAUCAAUCACUUGGACGCUGAUGUCCUCUUGCCUCCCCGAAAGCGGCUUCUUGCCGGACUGAAAAAACAGAGUUUGGAUGGGAAUUUGCAUACCAAUGGCAAUUUGCAUACACCAUCGACUUCUAGUACACCCAGUGAAUUUGAUGCACGGCUUAAUAGUUUUUUGAGAUUCCAUUUGAAUAAUCCUAAUGCUUCAAAUGAUGAGAUUGUUAAGGCCUCAAGAUUGGCGGCUGUAGAGGCAGUCAAGGUCGCGGAUGCUGCUAGAGCAUCAGCUGAAGAGAAGGCUGUGAUAGCUGCAAAGGCAUUGGCUGCUGCCAAGAGUGCUAUGGAAUUGGUUGCAACUGUUUCUGAGGAGACAGGUUCCAAAGAAAGAAUUAUGAAGAAGAAUAAGAUGAAGAAGCAUGUUCCCGUUCAGCUGUUGUAUAACAAGAAAAAAGGGAUUGAAAAUUGCAAAACUGAUGAAGAAUUAGCCCGGAGGCUGCAUCAGGCCAUGAACAGCUCCCCAAGAAUUUCGAAGAACUCUUCUAGUUCUGACUUGAAGGGCACUAAACAUAAGAGGCUUAAAAGCUCGUCUUCCGAGAAAAUUAGGGUUUACAAUGGAGGUAGAGCAUGGAAAGGGAAAUCACCUGCUACAGCCAAUGGAAAUGGCGCCGCGGGUGAUGUGGAUUCUGAUGUUUCCACUCAGGAUGCAUACACUGUUAGAGUAGAUGAGAAUAUAUCAAAAUUCAACAAAGCUAACCGACUAAAGAUGGAUAAUGGGCAAGUGGGAACAAAUAACGUGAAGGAUAAAUCGGAGGAAGCAAUGGAUGAUGAAUGUAGCAUUGGUAGAAAGAGGGGAAGAAUUAAGCAAAAAAAGUUGCCGUUAAGCAUUUGUAGUUUUCGGGAUCAAGCAAACCCUAAGGAAGAGCUGAAUUCUAGAAGCUCUUCGCUGACUCAAGAGAACACAAGCAAAGUUGCGACAGGCGAUAGGUCCUUGUUUUCAGUAGGACCUUCUGAAGAUGGUGUGAUACCAGUUGAGAGGACAUCGAUGUGGAAGUGCCAGGCAUUCAAGGCAGCCACAUGUGUUAAACCGAAUAAAGUCAUGCAAUCAUAAUGUUGAGAUCCCAUUGCAGCAAUGGGUGGCUACAAAAUAGAAGUUGUUAGAAAGGUAGGAUUCAUUUAUGCUUUGUUACGGAUAUGACCUUUUUUACGGUUUGUGUUUUUGUUUCUUAAUGGAAAUGUAAUGAUUUGAACUAACUUAAAAUGUAUAUUAAUUUGUUUGCCUGCAUCUGUCACUGCAUCUCGGGAUAUUACCUAUGUCUUUCUUUGGGCAUCAAAGCUUGAAGUGACAAUAUGCAAGAGUUGUGAUGGAUUGAAUAAAUUUUGUUGAUAUAUUGCACAUUUGUUUUGCUUCAUGUGCUGGCUAUUAUUGUACUAUAUAAUGUUACAACUUUUGGUAUUGUAUCCUUUAGCUGCUUGAUUCCUUUUUCAUUUGGUUAUUUGUAGACAUAGGUCAUGCAUGAGCCUGAUGCAAGUACAGAAUUCCGUAAGAUUUUUUUUUUUUUUUCACAGAAAGUCCCAUAAGAUUUGUUUGGAUAGAGAAUUAUUUAGAAAAACAGUGCUGCAGUUGUCAUUCUUUUUAGCUUAGGAAAAUUGGAACAGGUUCAAUUUACAAUAUGCACAGGACAUCAUUUUUGCUGUUCUAUCAUCAUAGUCAAUUUGAUAAACUGAUCUUCUAUGAAUCUCUUUCUGUGUGUUGGGGGUAGAAAAAAUUCUUGGGUUUGUGGCACCAGCCAGACAUACCCCUUGUAUUAUCUUAUCGUCGCAACAUAUCUUAUCUAUGUAUAUGAAAUCUUCAUGUUGAUGAACUUGAUGGGUAAUUAAAUUUUUGUCAGCAAUGACAGGCUGUGUCAACUUGAGGAGAAAUUGCUGCC